UGGCUCUGCCGUGCGGGACACCUCGCACCAGUUCCCCACCAUUUCAAGGGGAAAAGACAAGGGGGGAAGCCAGCCCAUUGAUUUUCCUUGCUGAAGGAGAUGGUCAACACGUGGGGCAGCAAAAGGACAAGCCACACAUAGGGGCAAAAGGGCUGGCAAUGAGCCCAGGCUCCUCUCAGCUCCCCUCGUGCCCUGGGACAAGGAGGACGCCGGGAUGAACCCCCAGAGGCAGCCAGGUGCCGUGGAGCCCCUCACUCACCCGUACCGGCCUCAGAGCCGCUCCCCGCCGCGGUACUGGCUCAGAUCCAACCCCUACCAAGCCAACCUGCUCCGAGAUGGCGUGCGGAGGUACCUGCAGCUGCCAGCAGACCAGACAGUACUCAUUCUGCACGCAAAGGUCGCCCAGAAGUCGUAUGGCAAUGAAAAAAGGUUUUUCUGCCCCCCGCCUUGUGUUUACCUCAGUGGGCCGGGCUGGAAGCUAAAGCAGGAGCAGAUAACAGCCAGGGACCUGGGAGAGGCAGGUUUCCGUGUGUGGGGGUACAUGGGGCUGGACAGCAUGGGCAGCAGCCUGAUGGAGACGCAGAAGCUGAGCUUUGAGGAGCAGCCGGACUCGAAGGGCUUCAGCUGCGCCAAGGCGCUGUACAUCUCGGACGCGGACAAGCGCAAACAUUUCCGCCUGGUCCUGAAGCUCUUCUUCAGCAAUGGGCAGGAGAUCGGCACCUUCCACAGCAAGCUGAUCAAAGUCAUCUCCAAGCCCUCGCAGAAGAAGCAGUCACUGAAGAAUACGGACUUGUGCAUCUCCUCGGGCUCCAAGGUGUCCCUCUUCAACCGCCUGCGCUCCCAGACCGUCAGCACCCGCUACCUCUCCGUGGAGGGGGGAGCCUUCAUCGCCAGCGCCAGGCAGUGGGCAGCCUUCACCCUCCACCUGGCCGAUGAGCGCUACACCCGGAGUGAGUUCCCGCUGCGGGAAGGGUACAUCCGCUACGGCUCCGUGGUGCAGCUCAUCUGCACGGCCACCGGCAUCACCCUGCCUCCCCUGAUCAUCCGGAAGGUGAGCAAGCAGUACGCCAUGCUGGACGUGGACGAGCCCAUCUCCCAGCUCCACAAGUGCGCCUUCCAGUUCCAGGGCAGCGACCGCAUGUACCUGUGUCUGUCCACGGAGAAAGUCAUCCAGUUCCAGGCAUCUCCGUGCCCGAAGGAAGCCAACAGGGAGCUACUGAACGACGGCUCCUGCUGGACCAUCAUCGGCACCGAGAUGGUGGAGUACACCUUCAGUGAGAGCCUGGCCUGCGCCCGCGAGCCUGUCAGCCCCGUGCCGCUCAUCGCUGCCCUGCAGCUCACCGGUGGCGGGGACGUGGCCAUGCUGGAGGUGCAGGGCGAGCAUUUCCACGCACACCUCAAGGUCUGGUUUGGAGACGUGGAGGCGGAGACGAUGUACAGGAGCCCCAAAUCCCUGGUGUGCGUUGUCCCCGACGUCUCCGCCUUCGGCAGUGACUGGAGGUGGCUGCGAUACCCCAUCACUGUCCCGCUCCUGCUGAUCAGGGAUGACGGCCUCAUCUACUCCAGCUCAUUCACCUUCACCUACACCCCGGAGCAGAGCCUCCUGCCGGGACAGCCGGUCCCCUCGGACGUCCCGCAGGACUCGGACAAGCUGCUCGACAGCAUCCACCAGGAGUUCACCAGGACCAACUUCCACCUCUUCAUGCAGAGCUAGCGAGCGGGGCCAGCAGUGCUCCGCCUGCCCCCAGCCCUGGGGACAGGAGCGUCCCUGAGCCACGUCCACAGGCUGGGGUGGCUCUGCCCGAGGGUCCUCCCCAUACAUCCACUGCCCAUCCGUUAUCUGACCCGCUGCCUUCUCUCUUGUCAUGGCAGCAUCUCGCCCUGGUGAGAUCUCACCUGAGAGCACCAAUAAAUCGUGCUUUGAGGACUCUUUA
Messenger RNA from Anas platyrhynchos (mallard), 1934 nucleotides. It is a transcript of the gene RBPJL, whose product is annotated as recombination signal binding protein for immunoglobulin kappa J region like. Gene Ontology annotation, cellular component: nucleus. The record is from RefSeq and is a predicted model, not a curated record. Gene Ontology annotation, molecular function: RNA polymerase II cis-regulatory region sequence-specific DNA binding; DNA-binding transcription activator activity, RNA polymerase II-specific. Gene Ontology annotation, biological process: regulation of transcription by RNA polymerase II. Lineage: Eukaryota; Metazoa; Chordata; Aves; Anseriformes; Anatidae.